Messenger RNA from Synchiropus splendidus (mandarinfish), 4840 nucleotides. Its product is annotated as E3 ubiquitin-protein ligase CBL-like. Lineage: Eukaryota; Metazoa; Chordata; Actinopteri; Syngnathiformes; Callionymidae. Gene Ontology annotation, molecular function: calcium ion binding; receptor tyrosine kinase binding; SH3 domain binding. Gene Ontology annotation, cellular component: plasma membrane; membrane raft. The record is from RefSeq and is a predicted model, not a curated record. Bases 452 to 3010 code for a protein of 852 amino acids. The transcript is spliced from 15 exons. Gene Ontology annotation, biological process: negative regulation of epidermal growth factor-activated receptor activity; cell surface receptor signaling pathway.
CGUGGCCGGAUAUCCGUGUUUACUCGCACUGCUGUUGAUUAGUUGGCUAAAGAGCUGUGGCUUAUUAACCCUCGACUUUAGCGCGAGCCGGGAUGGUUUAGCGUGUCGUCCCCGGGCAGAGCCGCCACACUGCCCGUCACUAGAGAGAGAGACGCGGGGGGGAUGUCCUGUGCAGGUAUUUCGAGCCGAACUCUUGCUGAGGGAGGCGUUUUUUAAGCGUAGCUUGUUAGCUAGCUGCGCCGCGCGCGCGCACACACACACACACGCGCGCGCGCGCGCCAGGCUUUUUGUUCCGCUGCUGGACAGCUCGCGUUUUAACGCCGAAUUUCUCCGGGCGUGCGAAAUUGGGGGGUGUCAAAGUGGGUUAUUUGUUUGGUGGGAGUCGUGACAGGAGUAGUCCCUGGUUACCGAGCCGAACCCCGGGGCUCACCCCCGGUCGCCCGUCGAGUUCAUGGCCGGAAAUCCACGGAGGGGCGCCGGUCUGAUCGGCUUGAUGAAGGACGCCUUUCAGCCGCACCAGCCCCCGCUGCAGCCGCACCAGCCCGCCGUGGUGGACAAGAAGAUGGUGGAGAAAUGCUGGAAGCUCAUGGACAAGGUCGUCCGCCUCUGCCAGAACCCCAAGGUGGCAUUGAAGAACAGUCCGCCCUACAUCCUGGACCUGCUGCCCGACACCUACCAGCACCUCCGGACCAUCUUGUCCCGGUACGAGGGCCGGAUGGAGACGCUGGGCGAGAACGAGUAUUUCCGUGUGGUCAUGGAGAACCUGACCAACAAGACCAAACAGACCAUGAGCCUUUUUAAGGAAGCCAAGGAGCGGAUGUACGAGGAGAACUCUCAGCCCAGGCGAAACUUGACCAAACUCUCGCUGAUCUUCAGUCACAUGCUCGCUGAGCUCAAAGCCAUAUUCCCCAAUGGCCUUUUCCAAGGUGACAACUUCAGAAUCACUAAAGCUGACGCAGCAGAAUUCUGGAGGAGGGCAUUCGGGGACAAGACCAUAGUGCCAUGGAGAACGUUUCGUCAAGCGCUCCACGAAUUUCACCCCAUAAGCUCGGGCCUGGAGGCCAUGGCGCUCAAGUCCACCAUCGACCUCACCUGCAACGACUGCAUCUCUGUGUUCGAGUUUGACAUCUUCACCCGACUGUUCCAGCCGUGGUCGUCGCUUUUGAGGAACUGGAACAGCCUUGCCGUCACACACCCCGGAUACAUGGCCUUUCUAACCUACGACGAGGUGAAAGCCCGGCUGCACCGGUUCAUCCACAAGCCCGGCAGCUACAUCUUCAGGCUGAGCUGCACUCGACUGGGCCAGUGGGCCAUCGGCUACGUGACGGCCGAUGGGAACAUCCUGCAGACCAUCCCCCAUAACAAGCCCCUCUUCCAAGCCCUCAUUGAUGGAUACAGAGAGGGAUUUUACCUGUUUCCGGACGGUCGGGCUCAGAAUCCAGAUCUAACUGGCCUGUGUGAGCCGUCACCGCAGGACCACAUCAAAGUUACUCAGGAGCAGUACGAGUUGUACUGCGAGAUGGGCUCCACCUUCCAGCUCUGUAAGAUCUGUGCAGAGAACGACAAGGACGUGAAGAUCGAGCCCUGCAGGCACCUGAUGUGCACGUCCUGUCUGACGGCCUGGCAGGAGUCGGAGGGCCAAGGCUGCCCCUUCUGCCGCUGUGAGAUCAAGGGCACGGAACCCAUCGUCGUGGACCCCUUCCACCCCAAGGCCGGUGGCGCGUCCUUCGCUGGGUUCCAGGCCUCCAGCAGGGCGGACACCGUCUGCAACGAAGAGGAGGACGAUGAGCGCCUGGAGGACCAGAGUCUGGUGAUGAGCAGACUGGCCUGUAGCAAGGUGGAGCGCCCGGCCUCUCCGGUCUCGCAGCUGCCCCCGGUUCCUCCCCGACUGGACCUCCUGCAGCAGAGACCCUCCUGCUCUCACAGUCAUCUGGGUCAAGGAGCCACCGCCAAACAGAUGGCAGCGACUCACAGAGACAAGCCCCUCCCACUCCCUCCGGCCUUGAGAGAGUUGCCUCCUCCUCCACCUCCCGAGCGCCCCUCUUUGGUGGGCCAGGACUCCAGGCUGCAGAGGCGACCCCUCCCCUCCACCCCUGACCAGCCUGCGUGGGCCAGCAACUACAUGGUGCCGCGACCCGCCACCAAAGCGCCACCUGCUGUCUCCACCAUCCACCAGAGUAAUGGAGCCUGCGGGGAGGGAAUCAAGCCUCAGGCGGCGACCAACGCCAUCUACUGUCUGGCUGCGAGGUCUCUGCCAGCGUCGGCCGUGUCCAGCAGAGAGAAGCUGGCCGCCGACUGUGAGGAGAACGAGUACAUGAGCCCCACCUCCCUGCCCGUCUCUGGGGCUCCCUGGGUCAUAACCGGCUCACUGGUGCCGCCAGUUCCGGGACAAACAAACCACCUCCACUACAACAACAACGCCAGUGCGGAGGUCGCAGACAGCGACUCUGACGACCCACAGGUCUACGAGUCCAUGUGCAACAUCCAGUCCGAGUCGUCACAGAACUCAGAACCAGAGGCUGCUGCAGCGGCGGCUCCAGCCAAACCAGACGGCACCAGCUCUGAGGACAUUUACGAGUACAACUGUCCGCGACCCGUCGGGCCCCCGGCCCCGGCCAGGAGAGCCAUGUCUGACAUCAGCGCCACCGCCGCCUCCUUCAGCACGCUGAGCAUGGACGGAGCGCUGGAAGCCGGUCUGUUCGCGCCCGGCAUCGACCCGGACCACCCCCCCAAACCUCUACCGCGCCGGGCCAACUCGGACAGACGCGCCCGACCUCUGGCCCGGGAGCACCACGCGCCGCUGCCCGACGUGCCGGGUCCGGCCGCCUCGCCCGCUCCGCCGCCCGCCUCCUCGGCCCUGAACGGCGAGAUCGAGUGUCUGAUGUCGCAGGGCUACUCCAUCCAGGACAUUCAGAAAGCGCUGAUGAUCGCGCAGAACAACCUGGAGACGGCCAAGAACAUCCUGCGCGAGUUCGUCUCCAUCCCCUCCACGGCUCACAUCGCCACCUAGACCCGCGGGCACACGCACACGCACACGCACACACACACACACACACACACACACACACACACACACACACACACGUUUGUGCCAUUAGAUCAUGGGAAGCAUUUACAAGCACUUUGCUGCAGAUACGACUCACUCGGCUGAGAUGCUGCGUUCAGGUCGCGUCAGAAACCAGAGCUCGUGCUGCGUUCGGGUCCGUCAUUUCCGCAGAUUCAUGUCGUUUUGUGGUCGAUGUUGUGAUGUCGCUGCACAACUGAUGUCUCACAUCUUUGUGAGUGUUGUGAUGCAGAUACGAGCGGAUCAUUUUGCUCCUCUGUUGCUGCGGUAACCCCCUUCACUUCGACUCUGAAGUCCGAGUCCAACUGAAAAUCCCGAGUUUCAAAUCGACGCUUUCUUAUCCGACCAAGUCGCACUCAAAAGAUGAUUUUGUUCAAAACAUCUUUGAAGUUUCCAUUUCUACCUCAUGAAGUCAAAGAAGCGACCAGUCAUGACCUGGUGAUGUCAUCGGCCCCACGCGCCCGCUCUGCAGCGCCCCCUGGUGACCAUGAACGCAGCAUCUGUGGGGACCGUUGGAGUUGUUGCGUGUGGGCGCGUAAAGGGACCCUGCAGUUAGUUUUCCCCGCCAGCGUGUGGCGCUCCGCGGCAAUGAAUGUGCCGUUCCAGUGCAGUAUUGUCGAGCUUCGCGUCCCAGAGUGGCGGCGCCGCUCGAGUGCCGUCUCGUCCGUGGGACGCUUGUGUAGAACCUUCUAGUUUCUCAGCGCGGUGAACUUUGACUCGUGCUGUCAGACCCGUGAUUUCUAUGUUGUUUACCUGCCAGCUCCUCGCUGGAGAGACGUACCACACCGGAGUCAAAACACGAGUCGGAACGGUUGACGUGUCGGUGAAAUGCGUGACCGAAACAGAGAAACACACUCAACACACUCAACACAGACACUGCAACAUUAUGGCCCAACAGACGUCACAGCAGCGACACUACAACCGUGACCAAACCAGAGUUCGUAAUUACCAAGACGACACGAGGAUUCGACUGUACCGACAAUACACGAGUCGAAUCUUGACUAAACUGCACAGUGCCGACACAAACUGAGACCUGUAUAGGAUGGAACCGACACCAGACCAUCACCAUGAAGGUUCCGACACCAACUCACCGAAAGAAGCGUCGCUCUUGAGUGCCUUGAGUUGUCAGUCCGCUCGGCUGCGCCUCAGUGCUGCCCCCUGCUGGCUCAUGUUGGAAGAUCGUUGUGGCUCCUUUAAACCGCGGUGGCGCUUGGCAACGCUCGCAACGGCUGCGCACUGACGUCAUCAACGAUGCACAACGCUUCAAAAAGACUCGCGAGAAACGUGAAAAAUCACGUCAUUCUUUUACACUUGGAUUCGUGUUUAAAGUAAAGCGCUGCUCACUCACCGUUAAGGUCGAUAGUUUUGCGGAACAAAAGACUUUGGAUUCAAGGCUGUAGUACCACGUGUCAUCGCGAGGGGGCAGCAAAGCGCCGCUGUAACCGACCCGACGUGUUCCGUUCAAACCAAAUGAAGCAAACGUCAAACACAAGUUCUGAUUCACUUCAGAGAUUGUUAGUCUUAAAAAAUAUAUAUAUUCACACACACACACACACAGAGUCCGUGGUGCGUUCAGGGCCCUCCCGGAGCAGCGGCGACUGGCUGGUAACACAGGUGUCUAAUUAGCCUUCUAACGACGACUUGCCUACUAAACCUUGUUGCUUUGUUGUUCCUGUAAAUAUGAUUUUAUUUAUUGUCUGUUUAAUAUCCUCGUUCAGUUGCCAUGUUUUCAUGCCUAAGCCAUUAAGAUUUUUAAUUAAACAGUAUUUUCUUUAA